AUGUUUAGAUCUAACUUUCCCUCCUCCCAGGGCUACAUUGAAUACAUCAAAAACUUGCCCAUCAAUGACAAGCCUGAAAUAUUUGGUCUCCAUGAGAAUGCUAACAUCACGUUUGCCCAGAAUGAAACGUCCGCCUUGUUGGGCUACCUCAUACACCUGCAGCCAAAAACGGCUGCCGGGAAAGGAAGCACCCGUGAAGAGGUUGGUGUCUUGUGGGAAAUUUAACUACAUUUGUGAGAAAUGUCCACAGCUUGUCGCUGAGUCCUUAUUGAUGCACUGAGGGUUACAAGCGGUCAUUUUUAUCAAGAAAUUUUUCAAUGGUAAUUACCAUAUAAUUCAAAUGAUCUGGUGUUGCAGGGAAAGCAAGCAAAUACACAAGAGGAAUGAAUGCCUGUUUGAACUUUGACGUCUCGGCUUUAACUUUUUAUUCACUAUAAUUUAAAAUAAUAUCAGUUGGCUUUCAAGCGCUGAUAGCUUUCUUUUUACGGUGAAGCCAUGAGCUCAUGCUUGAUCAAAUUUGUACACCUUUCUUAGAAUCAGAGCUUCCAAGAAAAUUAUUUGACAUUGUACUUUAAAGGUUUCUCAUAACACAAGCACUGAUACAACGAGAGUACAGUAUGAAAUCUGAAUGAAUACUGAUUAGCAUGGAAGUUAACAUUUGAUUUUUCAUUCAGGUGACGGAAUCAACCGCCAAAUUUAUUCUUGAGAAAUGUCCCAAUGCUAUCGACCUGAAGACAGUCACCUCCAAGUACCCAGUCAAGUAUGAGCAGUCCAUGAACUCGGUACUAGCCCAAGAAGUUAUCAGGUAACUCAAGUGUACAGGGAUCUGACAGUUACAGUGAAAUUAAAAGACUGAGCCUUGGGUGGGGGCUUGGGGCCUUUGUAUGGCUAGUGUUACAGUAUUCUGAUUGGUUAAAGACUGAGCCAAUGAACUUAGGUCUAAUGAUUAAAUCAUACAUCAAGUAUUACAUCACUGUAUGGAAAAAAACAACGUGUAAUUACAAGUGAAUUUAAGUUUUAAAAAAAAGAAGAAAAGAAAAGACAUUACAGCUAGAAAUGGGAGUCGAACCCUCUUUUAGAAGUCCGGUUCAGGUUCGAUUGUCAGCACGGUUUGGGUUUUGUCGUCGCCGUGGUAUGGGUUUGAUCAUAUCCCUCAUUGGGUUGGAUUGUCACCAGGGUUCAGUUCAAGGUUGGUCGUCAGCAGGGUCUGGUUCGGCUUCAGUCAUCAGCAGGGUUUGAUUUCAGGAUGGGUAUGGUACCUGUAACGCAUGCUCUGACAUCAUUGUAACUUAGUGGGUUAUGUCAGUAGCAUGGUCACUUGUUUUAUGUUAAUAAUUCAGGAUGCUGGCUAAGACUUCUUCGUUCUUCCACUUAUUAUUCAGGCACGCAAAUAAGAAUACUGAAUCCUGGUUAAACUUACAGUACUUUAUUGAAUCACAGUUUACACAGAUAAUAUUAAUAAUAAUCCUUGCAUGAAUGUAAUCAUUUCACAUAUAUAUAUAUAUAUAUAUCAUCACUCAGAAAGACACGUCCUCACACUGCUAUAACUCAGCUCAACUCUCUUCUAACUCUGACUCUUCUCUUGCUCAAUCAACUCAACUGCCCCUUUUAUUACCAGCAAAGCGUGGAAACGCCCGCUUUGACAAAAACAUAAUUACUCUCCAAAAACGUGGAGCUCACAUUUGCUUCUCAAAAAUACAAUACACUCUACUCGUGGCAAAACAUGGUCAACACAAUUCACUGUUCACUCAUGCUACCUCUCUGUUUUCUUGUGAAAACAUAGUCCGUUACAGUACCCAUCUCUAAAUACAACCUUUCAUGAUAUCCAGUGAUAAAUGGUAAUUUAAAAUUAAUUUUAUUGUGAUGAAAUAUUUUGAAACACACUACAUCCCACCCACUACAUCCCACCAACUACAUCCCACCCAUUACAUUCCGGUUACUUAAGAUCAGCACAAUCAGGGCUAAUUCUUUACCUCACAGUAAGGACUGACAGAUAUAGAAUUAAUUUGUUCUCCAAUCAGUCAGAAUUUACCAUAGUGUUUUCCUACUAGUUAUAACAUCAAAUAAGCCCUCUUUGAAACCAAAAGGAAUACAACAGAUGCAAGAUAUGGAUACGAAAACCUUAGAUAAUGUUAGACAUCCUAUGGCCACGACACAGGAGAAAUUUCUGUCUACAUUCACUUCUUUGAAUGGACCAUUAAUUUGUUGACCCCAUUAACCAAGGGCUGAUAUGAAAAUGAUUUUGUGAAUUUCAGGUACAACCGGUUACUGAUGAUAAUUCACCAGUCUUUAAAAGACCUUUUGAAAGCCUUGAAAGGUCUCGUUGUCAUGUCACAAAAGCUUGAAGAGAUGGCCAACAGCCUGUUUGUCAAUGCCGUGCCAGCAAUGUGGGCAGGAAAGGUGCGUUUACCUUGUAUGACUGCUGAUCUCAUAGUAUAUUACUAUCUCUUUCCUCUCUCUGUUCCCCACACCCUGUCUGCUGAAUCUGUAGCAGGACAAACAAUGUUAGUUAUGAACACUUACUUAUGUUAUAUUUGUGAAGUAUCUCUGUACAUAAUUAUGGGUGUAGUAAUGUAUGGCAUGAGAAUACUGUAUAGCAGGCGUGCAGAACUCAAAAUGUAAGGCGGGCCGUAAUAUUUUAUGGAAAACUUGUGCGGGCCAAAAGAAAUAGGCAGGGUGAAAGCUAUUAAGAAAAUAACAAGAAUAAAGAAUAUUUCGUUACCUUGUUGGCCGCAAAGUGGGUGCUGGUGGUCCACAUGCGGCUAGCGGGCCGUAUGUUGUGCAGGCCUGCUGUAUAGAAAUGUGUGUAAAUAUAGAAUAUUUAUGAAGAACAUGUGUCAGUAAUUUGUAAAAAUAUAGAACAUGCAGUGAUCUUUUUAAUUUUAUUUACCCAUAAGAAUGAUAUUGUCCUUAGGCGUAUCCAUCUUUAAAACCAUUGGCGGCAUGGAUAGUUGACCUAAAUGCCAGGAUGGACUUUAUGAACAAGUGGGUGGAUGACGGGAUCCCAUUGGUAAGCUUACAUGUUUUAUUGACUUGAAGCGUGAUGACUUGUUGCUUAGGUGGGGCUGAGGGUGUUUCACUAAGGAUCAUCACCCCCCCCCCCCCCCCCCCCCCCCAAUCAAGAAUGCUGCCCAACUAAAAGUCGUUGGUCUGAUGAGUAUUUUCUAUUCAUGUGAAUAAAAUUUGGUACAUUGCGAACGUGGCAAUGUCGAGUUACCGGUAGUGCUAGUGUACUUACCAGUAGCUUUUUUCAUACAUGUUUUUAAUAUGUAUGCAGAGUGCUGACUUAUGGAGAUUUAGAUACAAGCAUCUGGUGCGAUAUGUCUGGAGUCAGUCAUACACCAGCCAUAGUUUAGUGUUCAGUAGGUAAAAAUCUGACAAAAUCAUAAACAUUACAGGAUUUCUUAACCCCAAAGGCUUACCCGCCAUUUAUCCACGAGUCGUAACGUUUAGAUCAAUGUGUAGACGAGUAUUUGUACUGCAUUCGAAAUUUAAGAGAUUGCUGAAUAGAAACUACUUGUCAUAAAGUCAGCAAAGCAUCGCAUCCUAAUACAAGACAGUAUUUGCAUUAACUCAAGCUGAUUAGCAGAUCAACCGCUACUAUACUUUUGUAACCUUGCAAUAAAACAUUCAAACCUUCCUCCUUGCUGUCACACAGAUUUUCUGGAUCUCGGGUUUCUUCUUCCCACAAGCGUUCCUGACAGGCACACUACAGAACUACGCCAGGCGCGUGUCCAUCUCCAUUGACACAAUCAGUUUUGAUUUCCAGGUUGGUUCUAUGAUUUUUUAGGGAUUUGAAUAUUUCAUUUUCUCCCAUUCGCUGUCCCCCCCCCCCCCCCCCCCCCCAAGUGCUGGCUUUAGGUCAACUGUUAUUGUGAGUUAUGAGACAAGAUUUUCGAGGUUCAAACUCAAAGAAAUAUUUCUUUCUUUCCACUGUUUCAAGAUCAUUUGGUUUGCAUAGCUACAAUAUCCAUAGACAGAACGAUUGCAGAAACGUUGGAAAUGACCGAAAAAGUUCAGGAUUUAGCUUCUGCAAUUAAACAGCCCCUAAGACCAAAAAAUGUUCGUUCAUAUAAAUCCUUUAUAAAUUGUAAUAUCUGGCAAUGGGGGAUGGUGCUGAAAAUUUGACAAAACAUACAUUUAAGUAAUGGACUUUAUAAGAAUCCCAAUAAGUGGUUGUCGUCUCUUUCCCCCCCCCCCCCCCCCCCCCCCCCCCCCCCCCCCCCCCCCCCCCCCCCCCCCCCCCCCCCCCCGGCCGGCUGGCAACCCCACAUUGUUUUCACGCCCUUGAACUAUAUUAAUAUUCUAAUGAGCCACCUGCUUUUACAGAGCAAAUUUAUUUCACCAUUUCAGAAAAAAAACUAGAAAGUAUUAGACACCAAAAGCAGUUCCCAAUUUUGUGUGUGAAGAAUCUCAUGUAUAGUGCAGUUAUCAGGAUUUUGUUCAUGUAAUCGGUGGCGUCACAUUUCCUUCAUUUCCCCUUGAAAAACAGGACAGUUUGAUUUUUGGGGGUUGGGGCUGAAAAUUUGAAAGAAUGUGUUGUCAUCGGCAGUUAGUUUGUUUACUCAUGUUUAUUCCUUUUGCUUAUAACAUUGAUAUUUUAUCCUAGUAAUGAUGCCAUAAUUUAUUAGUGUCUUAUGUCUUUUAACCAAGUAAUUAAAGUCUUGUCACUAAUGUCUCUUGUCUUGUCAUCAAGGUCUGUGUCUUAUCCCCAAGUCAACAAUUUUGUGAGUGUUAUCCCAAAUUCACCAAUGUCUUGUGUCUUAUCACCAGGUUAGAACCAAAGAAUCGAUCAAAAGUCAUCCGGAAAUGGGGUGUUAUAUUGAAG
Messenger RNA from Lymnaea stagnalis (great pond snail), 4828 nucleotides. The record is from the annotation of a GenBank genome assembly. NCBI's taxonomy places the organism in Eukaryota, Metazoa, Mollusca, Gastropoda, Lymnaeidae.